Messenger RNA from Mercenaria mercenaria, 1704 nucleotides. RefSeq lists its product as uncharacterized. Gene Ontology annotation, molecular function: transcription corepressor activity. Gene Ontology annotation, cellular component: cytoplasm; nucleus. The annotation marks the transcript as partial. The record is from RefSeq and is a predicted model, not a curated record. NCBI's taxonomy places the organism in Eukaryota, Metazoa, Mollusca, Bivalvia, Venerida, Veneridae. Gene Ontology annotation, biological process: negative regulation of gene expression. The transcript has 4 exons.
AUAAAGGCAGAUGUGUUAGUGAAUACAGCAGCGCCGAAUUUGGAUCUUACCAAGGGUUUUGUGUCAGCCUCUCUGUCGAGAACAUCUGGUCCGGACCUCCAAAAAGAAUGUCAAAGUAAAUAUCCGAGAGGUAUCAGAGCCGACGUAGUGGCUGUAACCAGUGGUUACAAUACACGAUGCAAGAAUAUAUUCCAUGUUGCAUUACCACCGUAUUCCGAACAUGCGCCUACGAGCUGCAUUGAGGGUUUUCAGAAAGUUAUAAUGAAUUGUUUGGAGAGAGCUUUCGUAUUAAAGCAUACUUCAAUAGCUUUUCCGGCUAUGGGAACAGGAUCUUUGGGUUACCCAGUGGAAGUUGUUGCAUCAGAAAUGUUUUCAAGUAUUGAGAAGUUCAAAGAGAAAAACUCUCAUUCAACUCUAGAAAGAGCAUUUGUAGUUAUUUAUGACAAAGAUGAUGACCUGUUUGAGUAUUUUAAAAGGACCCAAAAGGAAAUUUCAGUCUUACCGUCCUCGAAACACAAUAGGAAAUCAGCAGUAAGAAUAACAGUAACUGGCACGAAGAGAGAUAUAGAAAACGCAAAAACUCACUUGAAGAAAACGUUGGACGACAUAAGUGCACCUGACAUCGCCUCCAUGAGUAUCACUGACGUUUCAAGUACGGUAUUCGGAGCUGUCAAAGAACUGUAUGAUAUUCAAUUAAAUGCUCUUCGUGACAGAGGUGUGGACAUAGCUUACAUACAAAGCAGAAAUGAGCUUUCAGUGAGAGGUUUGAGAGAUUUAGCUAACUCAUCCAUAGAAAUAUUGAAAAUAUAUCUUGAGGAAACAACGAAGAUGCAGACAUGUGAAAUAUCCGUUAGACAUGUUUCUGCCACAUCUGUCCAUAAAAUCCUGCGUGAUAUACGCUAUGUUAGGAAAGGCGUUUGUUAUAUCCAUGAUCAGGAUUCUAGAAAUAUAACAGUUUUUGCCAACUCACAAAAAAUACUUUGUGAUGUUAAGAGGGAUUUUGAGUUGAAAUUUAACAAUACUAACGAUGCAGAUCACUUGACAUGUGGUCAGCCUGUGUCAUCGAGACGUAAAGAAGAAAUAGAUACGUCAGAAGCAGUGGAAACAACAGGUGCUAGUCCGUUACUUUUAAAACCGACGGUUUAUAGAUCAUUUUCUUGGUCAAAAGACUCGAAACAUUUGCGUGUGUAUAGGCAUAGAAAUAUUGUAGUGAAAGUAUAUGAAGCUAACAUUCUUGACGUUCCUGUGGACGGCAUAGUCAACGCUGCUAACGAGAACCUGCAACAUUGUGGAGGUGUCGCUAAUGCUAUUGCUAAAGCUGCUGGUAUUGGGUUAAAGCAAGAAUGUGAAUCUUUGAUACGUGAUAACAAAGGUAAGAAACGAGCAUAGUAUAUGAUCUGUAAUAACAAUAGUUUCGCGAUCGUAUAAUGUAAUUUCUGAUAAUUGAAUAUACUUUGAAAACAAUCAUACUAUGCACAUUAUAGUCAGUUUAUAUUUGUCCAUUUAGAUGAUUACUCGCAGAGUGAUAUAGCCGUCAUCUGUUACCUUUGACAUUAUAUUCUAUAUCUGAAUAUUGGAAGUCUUUAUGUUGACUUUUAUACCAGAAGUGAAUAUCACUUAUACUUCUUUAUGAUUACCUUGUUAGUACUUGUACUUAUAUAAAAUUGAUAGCAGUUUGUAAUGAUUAAAGAUAAUUAAAAUCAA